Lithohypha guttulata is the source of this 3132-nucleotide messenger RNA. RefSeq lists its product as uncharacterized. NCBI's taxonomy places the organism in Eukaryota, Fungi, Ascomycota, Eurotiomycetes, Chaetothyriales, Trichomeriaceae. Bases 1 to 3132 code for a protein of 1043 amino acids. The transcript is spliced from 5 exons. Gene Ontology annotation, molecular function: RNA binding. Gene Ontology annotation, cellular component: cytoplasm. The record is from RefSeq and is a predicted model, not a curated record.
AUGCACAAGAUCAGCAACAACUUCAGUCGGAUGACUCCAGCGGCUUUUGGCAUCUCCAGAUUUCAUCAAGAGAUACCUCAACAGCCGCAACCAUUGAGACGCCCACCCCCUUCGUCGAGCGUGGUCCCGCCUGGUCAUUCCGACUAUUCCAUCAUCAACCUCUCCUUCAAUGUACCCUUCGCAUCCAGCUUGCCAGGACCUGAACCUGACGAUGUCCUUCAUGCAAGUCCAGGUGCCGUUCAAAGGUGGACGUUUCCUGUGGGCACGGCUGAAGGCACUCCUAUAUACAAGCUUCCUGUCCAUGUACAAAAUGAAGAGAGGUUGCGCAAUCUGUGCCAGUAUAUUGGUGAUUCCAGUGGCGGUCGAAUCGAAGCCUUGGUCACUUCUUCCGAGUCCAAGACAUCUCAGGCAAUGCACUCCAAAGCUCAAGGGCUGAUUACGAACGUAUGCAUAUCUGGAGACCACGAUGUGGUGCACAAGAUGCGGGCUAAAGUGCUCAAUGAAACACCGAUUAUGAUGAAAUCUGCUGUCGUCGACAUCGAUCCGAAUCUCAUUCUCGAUCCUGCCGAAACGUCUAUCAGGUCCAGCGUGCUUAGCCACAUUGAUUUGUGCGCCAAGUAUACCGGCACUGAUAUAUUCCUUCUGAGAUCUCGUGCGGAAGCGAACCCUCAGCCCAACACUCAGCCUUUCGUGAACGCGGUCGAUAGUGGCUUGGAUCAGCGAUACAGGGUAAAUAUAUUUGGUGACACAGAAAGCGUUGAGCAUGCGAAGACCAGGACGCUGAUGAUGAUUGAUCAGAUCCUCAAGCACAAGAUUGAUGUUAUCAAGCUGGACUUGACCAUGCACACCUUGGUGUCCGGUCGUACAGGCAAGAAUAUCAAGCUGAUUGAGUCUGCAACCAAGACGGCCAUCUAUUUUCCCCCUCCUUUUCCAGGCGUCUUCGGUUACGUUCCGCCCGGCGCAACGAGAAGAGCUCCUGACGAGAUCUUCGUCACGGGCGAAACACAAGAACGCAUCAACCACGCCAAACAGAAGCUUCGCGAACUGGUCAUGAGUAUCAAGCUGUUCUCGAGAGAUGUGAUGGUCUCUGCUUCGAAAGUUGACAGCAUACUACUUGAUCGUCUUGACAAAGUCCGGAAGAUCAUGGAGGCUAAUGCUUCUCAAGUAUUGUUUCCACAACUUGCAAGCCAAAGGGGUCUCGUACGUGUGCAAGGCACCGACGUCCUUCACGUCGAACGUACUGUCAAGGAGAUUAUGACUCUUGCCGGCCAGUUCUAUAGUGCAUCCUGGUGGCUUAUGGUGACCGACCCAGCUCAGACACCUAGCUUACGGCCACCUUCUGCAAGUGAGAUUCGCGUUAUGCUUAGCGACAUUUGUACGAAUUCCGGAGCUGACCUGAGCUUCGACAAAAUGAAUUUUGCCAUUAAUGGUUCUGACGACGCAGUCAAGGACGCUAUGAUGGUGAUCAACCAAAUCCCAUUCGUCAAGAGGUACCCUUACCAGAUCAGGGUGAAAAUUGAACUGGCCAACGAGCACAAGGAGUUUGUGAGUGGCAAAAAGAACGGGAAAAUAAACAAGAUCAUGGGUCAGAGCAACGUGCAGAUCAUUUUCGACGGCUUCAACGAGUACAACUUCUACAUCGAUGUAGUGGGCAAUCAAUACGAAGCCACCAAGAACGGACUCGACCUCGUCGAGCAAGAGAUGCCGGCUUCGAUAUCCUUUCACGUGCCUGAUCAGUAUCACAAGCGCAUCAUUGGCAUUGGUGGCCAACACAUUCAGCGCAUCAUGAAAAAAUACUCGGUCUUUGUGAAGUUUUCUAACGCUAUGGACCGCGGUGGCGUCGGCAAAGACGACGAGGACGUCAAAAUCGACAACGUGAUAUGCCGGACACCAGCACGUAACGCGCAGAGCCUCGACGCUGUGAAACAAGAGAUCAUGGAUAUGGUUGAGAAAGUCGAUGCCGAGUUUGUAUCUGAAACCGUCGUGAUCAACAGACUCUAUCACCGAGAGCUCAUUUCCCGCAUGUCUGAGAUCGAAGGACUGGAAAAGAAGUGGAACUGCAAAGUCGAUUUCCCAAGCACAGAACAAGCCAGCGACAUAGUCACGAUCUCGGGACCCGAAUAUCAAGUGCCUCAAGCAGUAGAUGCCUUUCUUGGCAUGGUCCCGGAAAGUCACGAGAUUGCAUUUCAGAAAUCAGGAUCUCUCGAGCAAUUUUUUGACUCCAACGAGUUCAGCAACGAUUUACGACAUAAGAUGCGCAGUCAAUACGAGGUCGACGUCCACCUUAACCCAGUUUUUGGAAGCCUGCCCAAGUCAGCAACUGCUUCGGUUGAGCGCAUUGUAACAGCAACAGAAGGACGACUGGUAUUGACUUACACCAGAAACAAUGCCGGAGGACUCAAAGAUGCCAUCGACUUUCUCAUAUCACAACUCGUUCCUCAUGGUCUCGAGGCUUCUACUGUUAAGGGUGCUAUUGCCAGACCCAAGUCCGACUCCUUCGAGGAUUCGCUACCGUUCUUCGAAUCAAAGUUACUGCAAAACGCACCCUCGCUACACCUUAAUGAUUCCCCGACACGAUCGCUCUUCCACGAUGGGGAUGUAACACCUGUAUCAGAGAGGUCAUCAAUUUUCGACAAACUACGGAAGCCUGGAAGCAUCGGCUCAUUCUCAUCUUUCAUGAGCCGAAAGAACACUAACAACACACCCGGUAACUUCUACAGAUACCCUUCUUCUAAUGCGAGCAAGGCUUCUCUUAUCUCUUUAGAGAGUCGUGAAAGCGGGUAUAGGAAUUUCUGGAACGACUCUGGAGUCAACCUUCCUGAAGAGGACGCGGCAUCAAUUUCUUCAAAGAAUGGCGGCUGGCCUGCCAGAUACUCUGAGAACAAAUUUCCAUUUGGGACAAACACGAGCACACCAGGAGACAAGACGCCACGUCACGAACCGAGAGCCAGUUUUGAUUCAGGACGUCCACCUACCUCUCAUUCGUUCUCGAACCUCCCCGCGCCCAUGCAAGUCCCGGCAUCGCAUGUUCAACAGAACAACUUGUUUCCUUACAACAACACUAACAACAAAAAAGUUCACCACAAUGAGGUGGUUGGAUCGGCACCAAAUUUACAUUUGCCUUUACGAUGA